ACUAACAUCCCUAAAAUUAUUUUAAUUAGAAAAUCAGUCCCCUCAGUUCUGGAAAUUACAAGAAAACCCCGAAUCUUCCAUGUUAUUCUCUCUGAACUACAAAAUCACUAAGAGAACCAAAAGAAAAAAUGAAUGGCAUCGGCAUCUUCAGCAUCGUCGGCAGCUUUUGCAGCAUCAAUCGGUCCUCUGAUUUGCAAUCGCUCAACCAGAUUCCUUCCAUGUCGGAACUUUCACCAUAAAUGGAGCUUCAAAGAUGCUCGUUCUCAUUCUCGACUCUCCUUUUUCCAUUAUUCUAACUCUUCUCCUCUUAUUCCUUCUCUUCCGAUUCGCCGUCGUCUUCUUCUUCCUCUUCCUCCUCUUCAUCUUCUGUUCCGAUCUCGUUCACCUUCUUUUCGAUAUCCUCUGCCAUUAAUGGCCUCGACGGUUCCUGAUCAGGCUGGUCCGGAGCCUCCUCAGUCCAAUCCGACGAAAACGGUUAGGGUUGUGAUUAAGGGUAGGGUUCAGGGAGUGUUCUAUCGGGAUUGGACAGUGGAGAAUGCUACCGAGUUAGGGCUAAAAGGAUGGGUGCGGAAUCGGAGGGAUGGAUCCGUAGAGGCGCUUUUCUCCGGCCGCCCUGAAUCAGUGACGGAAAUGGAGCAACGGUGUCGUCGUGGUCCGCCGGCGGCGAUGGUAACCGGGUUUCAGGUUUUUCCUAGCUCCGAUGACCCAGGACCGGGGUUUGAGCGCUUACGAACCGCGUGAUGAUUGUGAAUGUAGAACCGACCGGAAUGGCGUCGUGUAAGAAAGAAUGGAGUUUUUAAUUAAUUGGUGCUCUAUUUUAUUUUUGUUCGAAGGAAAAGAAAACGAAAUUUAAAUACUGGCACUUUUCUUUUUAAAAAACAUAAAUAGCAAUCACCUAUAAAUUGUUAAUGUUAUAGUUAUGUUA
Molecule: messenger RNA, 925 nt
Organism: Benincasa hispida (wax gourd)
Lineage: Eukaryota; Viridiplantae; Streptophyta; Magnoliopsida; Cucurbitales; Cucurbitaceae
Product: acylphosphatase family
Molecular function (GO): acylphosphatase activity
Source: RefSeq, a predicted model, not a curated record